Physeter macrocephalus (sperm whale) is the source of this 1062-nucleotide messenger RNA. RefSeq names its product S-antigen visual arrestin (gene SAG). Lineage: Eukaryota; Metazoa; Chordata; Mammalia; Artiodactyla; Physeteridae. The record is from RefSeq and is a predicted model, not a curated record. The annotation marks the transcript as partial. Gene Ontology annotation, biological process: signal transduction; G protein-coupled receptor internalization. Gene Ontology annotation, cellular component: photoreceptor inner segment; photoreceptor outer segment. Gene Ontology annotation, molecular function: G protein-coupled receptor binding. The transcript is spliced from 12 exons.
UGUACGUCUCUCUGACCUGCGCCUUCCGGUACGGCCGGGAAGACAUCGAUGUGAUCGGCCUGAAGUUCCGCAGGGACCUGUACUUCUCCCAGGUCCAGCUGUUCCCUCCUGUGGGGGCCUUGGGAACCCUCACGAAGCUACAGGAGAGCCUGAUCAAGAAGCUAGGGGACCACACGUACCCCUUCCUGCUCACGUUUCCCGACUACUUACCCUGUUCGGUGAUGCUGCAGCCAGCUCCACAAGAUGUGGACAAGUGCUGUGGGGUCGACUUCGAGGUCAAAGCCUUUGCCACACCCAGCACAGAUACGGAAGAGGACAAAAUUCCCAAGAAGAGCUCCGUGCGUUUGCUGAUCCGGAAGGUACAGCAUGCGCCGCAGGAGAUGGGUCCCCAGCCCCAAGCGGAGGCCUCCUGGCAGUUCUUCAUGUCCGAGAAGCCCCUGCACCUCGCCGUCUCCCUCAGCAAAGAGAUCUAUUACCACGGGGAACCCAUUCCUGUGACCGUGACCGUUACCAAUAAUACAGAGAAGAUGGUGAAGAAGAUUAAAGCGCUAGUGGAACAAGUGGCCAACGUGGUUCUCUACUCGAGUGAUUAUUACACCAAGCCGGUGGCCGUGGAGGAAACACAGGAGAAAGUGCCGCCACACAGCACCUUGACCACGACGCUGACCCUGGUGCCCUUGCUGGCUAACAACCGCGAGAGGAGGGGCAUCGCCCUGGACGGGAAAAUCAAGCACGAGGACACGAACCUUGCCUCUAGCACCAUCAUAAAGGAGGGCAUAGACAGAACCGUCAUGGGGAUCCUGGUGUCUUACCAGAUCAAGGUGAAGCUCACGGUGUCAGGCCUUCUGGGAGAGCUCACCUCCAGUGAAGUGGCCACUGAGGUGCCGUUCCGCCUCAUGCACCCCCAGCUUGAGGACCCAGAUAAGACCAAGAAAAGUUUUCGGGAGGAAAAUUUUGUUUUUGAGGAGUUUGCUCGCCAAAAUCUGAAAGAUGGAAGCGAAGUUAAGGAAGAGAAGACAGAGCAGGAGGUGGCUGUGGAUGCGUGAAGAGGCCGGCUCAGGA